Messenger RNA from Emiliania huxleyi CCMP1516, 1047 nucleotides. RefSeq lists its product as hypothetical. The record is from RefSeq and is a predicted model, not a curated record. The transcript has a single exon. The coding region runs from base 1 to 1047 and encodes 348 amino acids. NCBI's taxonomy places the organism in Eukaryota, Haptophyta, Isochrysidales, Noelaerhabdaceae.
AUGGUCUCGGCGGCUCGCCGCAACGCCGCGGAAGCCUUCGCCGCAGACACUUGGGCUCGGCGGCUCGCCGCAACGCCACGGAAGCCUUUGCCUGACCGCGAGCCUGCCCGGCUCUGGGCGGCCGUGCGUGAGGAGGUCGUCGCCAGCACGCCUUUGCAGCCGCUGGUCCCCGACGUCUAUGCCCAAAAUGGACUCUUCGACCAGCUUGACGACCUGGUGAAUCGAACUAACGAGCGCAUCCUGGCGAUCAAGUUGAGAGAGCAGGAGGCUGCGGGCUUCCAGUACAUCCACUUCACAAGAGAGCGCCUGAAGCCGAUGCUGGUGGCAAAGGAGAUGAGGUUCCACGGGAUCGCGGCGCACCCGCCGCAGGUGGCGUUCUACCAGCAGCUGGCCCGCCGUGCUGGCAUACGGACCGUGUGUGAGAUCGGCUUCAACGCAGGCCAUUCCGCCGCCGUGUGGCUGACCGCCAGCCCAACCUUGCACGUGUACUCGUUCGACCUCAUGGAUACUUCGAUGGGCCUUGCGGCGGUCGACUACUUGCAGCGCCGAUUCGCCGGCCGGCUGACCGCCUUUGGAGGUGACUCGUUGGUCGAGGUGAAGAAGGCCAGGCUGCCUCCGUGCGACCUGAUCCACGUGGACGGCAAACACGAUUACGAGCACGUUAUCCAGGACACGCUGAACAUGCGACGGCACGCGGCGCCAGCUGCCAUCUUCCUGUUCGACGACGUCUGCGACACGAAAGAUUGCUCACUGACGAAAAAUAUCUACGCGGGCGGCCCGGCGUUGGCUGUCUGCGAUCUGGUCGGCAGUGGCCUGCUCCGUGGGCCCAUCGAGGCGAAGUUCGAAGACAAGAGCCGUCAGUGGGCGACCUACGAAGCGGGCAGCUCGGCCUUGCCGCCUCGCGGGCUGCCAGCGGGCGAGCGCUGCAACAUGACGUGGCGGAGCUCGAGCUCGCAGAGGGCUUGGGCGGAGGGUGGGAUGGCGCGCAAGAUACAGUCUCAGCAGUUGCACGUCGGGCGCAUGAGUCUUCGCCGCUCGGGACCGUGA